GCGUAAGCUUCCGAAGAGUCAAAAAAAUAGAAAAUCAAACACACAAAAGAAGAACACAUGUUUAUUUUAUUGAGAAUAUUAAAUUUGCCGGCACUGACCUUAUGGUUGCGGCGAUGACCUGUUCAAAGUUUAUAGUGAUAUAUACAAAGUGCAUCGUGUUUCCAAUUUGGCAUCAACAUUUAAUUCCCAAAUCCAAACGCAUGCACGAGCACGAUCAAUUGAUUCAAUUCAAUAACUUAACCUAAUCUUUGUUGAUCAAUAGUUAUUAAAUAUCAACCAAACUAUGAUUUGGCUUUGGGUCACUUCCAUGACAAUCUCCUCUAUUUUCUUCAUCUUUAUUCUCUCUUUUUUAAUCCUUCGUUUCUUCCGUAAAACCUCUGCACUAUACAUCCUCAAACAGUGGUGGCUUUCCUUCGAAGACCGUCUCCAUCUUCACCAAUCCUUCAAAAUCCCUCUCUACGAUCACAAUUUCCGGGAAAAUCAACUUUACCGGAAAAUUCUCACCUACAUCGAUUCACUACCUUCCGUUCAAGACUCCGAUUUCACAAACCUCUUCUCCGGUCCAAAUCCUUCUGAUAUAUUCCUCCACCUCGACGCUAACCAAAUCGUUCACGAUACUUUCCUCGGCGCCAAGGUUUCAUGGACGAACAACGCUUCCGCCGGUGACUCCGCAUCGGCGCUCGUGCUUAGAAUGAAAAAGAAGGACAAGCGCAGGGUUUUUCAGCAGUACUUUCAGCACAUUCUCUCGGUAGCGGACGAGAUCGAACAGAGGAGAAAAAAGGAUAUUAAAUUGUUCAUGAAUUCUAGCGCCGGCGAAUUAUCGCGGUGGCGAUCGGUUCCGUUCACUCAUCCGGCGAGUUUCGAAACUGUGGCGAUGGACGCGGAACUGAAGAACAAGGUGAAAACUGAUUUGGAUCAAUUUCUUAAGUCAAAACAGUACUACAAUCGGUUAGGGCGCGUUUGGAAGAGGAGUUACCUUCUAUACGGUGCGUCCGGUACGGGAAAAUCAAGCUUCGUUGCUGCCAUGGCGAAAUUUCUCUGUUACGAUAUUUAUGAUAUCGAUGUUUCCAAAGUAACUGACGGUUCUGAUUGGAAGACGCUGUCGAUGCACACCACGCCUAAGUCGAUGAUCUUGAUAGAGGAUCUGGAUCGUUUGCUCGCAGGGAAAUCACCGGCUGUUAGCUUAUCAAGCGUGUUGAACUUCAUGGACGGGAUCAUGUCAUGUUGCGGAGAAGAGCGCGUGAUGGUUUUCACAAUGAACGGUACAAAAGAUGAAGUUGAUCAAGCGGUGUUAAGACCUGGGAGAGUUGAUGUUCACAUACACUUCCCCUUAUGUGAUUUCUCCACUUUUAAAAUUCUCGCGAGUAGUUAUUUAGGGUUAAAGGAGCAUAAGCUUUUCCCUCAGGUCGAAGAAGUUUUUCAGACCGGUGCGCGGCUCAGUCCGGCUGAGGUUGGUGAGAUUAUGAUAUCGAACCGGAAUUCACCGAGCCGGGCCUUGAAAACCGUUAUCACAGCCAUGCAGGUGCAAUCUAACGUUCAGGGGCAGAGAUUGAGUAAUAGCGGGUCGGGUCGGAGCUCCGAAGAGGUUAAUGAUACCAAUGGUGUGAUAUGUAGAGAGAGUGUUCACACGGUGAGGGAGUUUAGGAAGCUCUAUGGCCUUCUGCGUUUGGGAAGUAGGAGGAAGGAGGAGUCUGUUCAUUCGGGUCCCAUUGACAAAGAAGCUUCGCGCAUUGAGGGUCGGGCUGGGUAAAAAGAUUCGACUAGAUUAUUUUAUUUUUUCAUAGAAAAAAAAAAAAAAACAGUGUAAAUUUGCUUGCCAGUUAUUUGAUAGUUGUUACUAACAAUUAUUUCAGAUUUUUAUUUUAUAUAUUUUUUGUCCAUAAUUUACAAUUACUAUAUUGUUUACAGUAUGUACACAGAAAAUUAUUGAUUCCGGCGGUAUGAACUAAAAUUCAUAUUCAUAUUGGUUGUUUGAUAUUUUGAGUUUUGAUAAGAAUCCAUAUUCAGCA
Cicer arietinum (chickpea) is the source of this 2009-nucleotide messenger RNA. Its product is annotated as AAA-ATPase At2g46620-like. Gene Ontology annotation, molecular function: ATP hydrolysis activity; ATP binding. The record is from RefSeq and is a predicted model, not a curated record. NCBI's taxonomy places the organism in Eukaryota, Viridiplantae, Streptophyta, Magnoliopsida, Fabales, Fabaceae.